AUGGCUCCUGAAGCAGGAUUCCGUGAAUUCCCAACAAAAUCCCUGAGGAAACUCGCUGUUUCUGAGCGGAGCCGGCGGUCUCCGUGCCGAAUUAAAAAACCUAAAUCCAUUUUAUGCAAUAUUUACAAAGCAGAUUGUCGUUCACAAUUCCUGAAAUUAUUACAGCAGACCUACGGACCAAAUAUAGCUCGCCUUUGUGGUGAACUCGACAUAAAUGCAGCUCAAUUUUUUAUUAAAUUGUCAGUUCUAUCAGAAAUUCAAUCCAGUAGAGAACUCUUAAGUUUGGAAACUCAACGUUAUGUCUUUGAAGAUGGAACGAAUGAUGUUCGUAAAAUUGUUCAAGUCAAUAUUGAACAACUGAGCAAACAAAUGAAAGAAAUUCAAACUCGAAUAUGUACUGGAAAGCGACCAUUUACUACAGGUCGAUCGUUCCGGCGACUGGAUUCUUCGAUAUCUGAGCCGAUGCCGGUAGAUGAUGAAAACAAUUUGUCCCCAUCAUCAAGUGCAGCUGAUCAAGCAUCAAAACGAAAAAGAUCAAACAUCAGUCAUAAGAACGAAUCAACUAGAAGUAUGGUACAAUGUAUACUACUUCAGAGAACAUACUUAUUCUUUUCUUUGGAUGACGCAACCUUUUCUAGUAGUGUAUACAAUCAAUGGUCGUCGACAUUAGUCAAAGAACUAAAUGACCAAGAACAACUUGAGCAUGAUACAAUUACAACAAUACAAAUAGAUCAGUUUCUCAUGAAAUAUUGUGGUAUUCAAGCAAUUGACACUGCAAAAACUAAAAUUCUGUUAAUGCAUAGUUUCAAGAGUCACGAAGAACUUCUAUAUGGGCUGAUGGUGUACUUGCGUAAUAAACAUGGCAAUCGUUUAAUGGGAAAAUAUAGAUCGAGACAAUCUAGUCAUUUCGUUAACAAAACUCGCAAGAUUUUGUGA
Adineta ricciae is the source of this 936-nucleotide messenger RNA. The record is from the annotation of a GenBank genome assembly. NCBI's taxonomy places the organism in Eukaryota, Metazoa, Rotifera, Eurotatoria, Adinetida, Adinetidae.